AUGGCUGAGCCACUCGGCAUUGUCUCUGGUAUUAUAGCCGUUCUCGGAGCGGCUAAGCAGCUUUAUAAAGUCAUUGAAGGCAUUGCAGAUGCGCCGGACGUUCUGGAGAGAGCCAAAUUCGAUGUUCGAAUGACUGUCGAAAUCCUGGAGAGCUUGCACAAACAUCUAGGGGGACCAACCGCCGACAUAGGCCAGCAGUAUCCUGACUUAUCACCGGUCUUGUCGAGGUGUAAGCUCAAAUGUGAUGCUCUUAAGUAUCUGCUGGGCAGAUCGGCAAAGAACUCCGACAAGAUCAGUCUCGGGGACCGAAUGAGGUUGGCGUUGAAGGAGGAAGACAUCGAAGACCUGAGGAUGGACAUUAGCUUGGCUCGAGAGAGCCUCGCGCUCGCCCUUAGCAGCUUGGUUCUGUAUGCUCCAGUUUUAUUCCCGACAAACGGCGAAGUUCCAAGGUUAACUUUCAGCUGUUAUAGUGUCACAUCUACGAAUAGCCAUGAUGCGAUCGAAAGGUACCAGGGCGAGGCCAGCAAGACCAUGCAAGAUAUCACGGACCGGAUGAACAAAAUUCAGAUUACAAUUGAAGUCAUGGGCAAUGACCUUGGCGAGGAGAAAAGAAGAAGGCUUGCCGAUCGAGAUUUGGCUCUUCGUGAACAUCUGAGCCUUUGCCGGGAGAGCGCGAAUAACGUCGAGGAGCAUGCGCGAUAUAAAUCUGAGUUUGGGAAUACCAACGCGGCGCAGGAAGCGAGAUUGUUUGCCGGAAUCGCAACGCAGCAUUUACACGGGGGAGUUGAUCAGAGAUUCGGAGACAGCAAUCUCGGCGCCCGGUCAAUAACUUUCAUGGGCGCUGGCGAUACAGACGCCGUAUUGGGGUUCUUCCAGCAGGGAUCACACCAUGUGGGAGGAAGUGCUGUGUCCGACCAUGGUGCUUCGACACCCGAGGUCAAUCUGACCAGAUGGCCGGCAUACUCUCAGCGAGCUCUGCCAUCCAACGCAGCUGUAUCCGAUUCGGAUAUCGGGAGCGUGUAUCGUGCGGAGGAAGUAUCGGAAUAUGUUGAUAACGAUUAG
This is a messenger RNA of Aspergillus mulundensis, 1062 nucleotides long. RefSeq lists its product as uncharacterized. The transcript has a single exon. Lineage: Eukaryota; Fungi; Ascomycota; Eurotiomycetes; Eurotiales; Aspergillaceae. Bases 1 to 1062 code for a protein of 353 amino acids. The record is from RefSeq and is a predicted model, not a curated record.